AUGCCACUUACUUGUAGUGAAGAGGAGCCGAGAGAUUUUGGAGAAGUUGAAGAUAUCAAUUUCCAGCAAAUUAAAAACAAGGCAGCAAAGAUUGGUUUCGCAGAUGGAGUCGCCGACGGCAGGGAUAGUGUUUUUCAAAAAGGAUUCGAUUUAGGCUACAAGGAUGGUUUUCGUACCAGCUUUGAAAUUGAAAAGUUCCGCAAUUUCUUCAAAAAUAUAAACGAAGAUAAAUUUGAAGCAGGCAAUUUGUUACUCCUUGAAAAGAACAAGUUCGAAAAGAUGGAUCUGAAGGCAUCAACCUCUCCCGAUCACUUCCAAUAUACCAAAUAUAAAGAUGAACCUCUCACGGUUAUUUCACAAAAACAAAAUGAUUAUAUGGACAAAGUAAUCGCCGAAUGUAAAGAAACUUUGCCGAAUGCCACAGCUUUAUUAAUGACGACGAGCCAAGCAGCAGAGGAGAAUAGUACAAAUUCUAUCUAA
Musca vetustissima is the source of this 480-nucleotide messenger RNA. RefSeq lists its product as uncharacterized. NCBI's taxonomy places the organism in Eukaryota, Metazoa, Arthropoda, Insecta, Diptera, Muscidae. The transcript has 2 exons. The record is from RefSeq and is a predicted model, not a curated record. The coding region runs from base 1 to 480 and encodes 159 amino acids.